AUGAUCCAAGCAGGACACGGAUACACGCAACACCCGUGUCUAUACCAACUACUCUCUUCGCUCUCCCCGUGGACACUCUCGCUGGGGCUCGGGCUCGGGCUCGCCGUCACCAGCCUAGCGCUGUUCCUAGUGAUCCAGAGCAUCGCGCGCCGCCAUUCCCAGGCAUAUCGCGCCGCCACCCAGCACCCCCAACAACCGGACCCGUGGUCUCAAAUCACCGCCAUGGAAAAGGGCAAGGCGAGUCCCCCAUCCACCGUGCCGCCGCCCGCUUCCGCCUGCGAUGUGCUGAGGCCGCUGUCGCAGAGUGGCGCAUUUCCCUCCAGCGGGGCGGUGGCGGCCAGGGCUCGUGAGCAGAUGCAGGCGGGUAAGGCAUCUCCGUCGUCGCCGGAGACGAGCGCCACGCAAACCAGGUCCACUGAGGCGAGCAGUGAGGCUGGUGGGCCGGUGCAAAGGCACAGUGAGUUAGUGCAGCAGAUGUGUGAGGUGGAUGCGGAUGGGGUACGCACUUGGCGGCGGUUGAUUGUCGAGUACAGCUAG
This is a messenger RNA of Penicillium canariense, 537 nucleotides long. RefSeq lists its product as uncharacterized. The transcript has a single exon. Lineage: Eukaryota; Fungi; Ascomycota; Eurotiomycetes; Eurotiales; Aspergillaceae. The record is from RefSeq and is a predicted model, not a curated record. The coding region runs from base 1 to 537 and encodes 178 amino acids.